Messenger RNA from Cloeon dipterum, 3886 nucleotides. RefSeq names its product Remoulade (gene Remo). The transcript has 11 exons. Gene Ontology annotation, cellular component: plasma membrane. Gene Ontology annotation, biological process: cell surface receptor signaling pathway; G protein-coupled receptor signaling pathway. The record is from RefSeq and is a predicted model, not a curated record. Lineage: Eukaryota; Metazoa; Arthropoda; Insecta; Ephemeroptera; Baetidae. Bases 160 to 3627 code for a protein of 1155 amino acids. Gene Ontology annotation, molecular function: G protein-coupled receptor activity; protein binding.
GCAGCACCUGCGCCAAUGGAAUCCGAAUUCAAUCUUCAAUCCAAGAUGGUGUUGUAAAUAAAAAGGACACCACUCCUUAAAAUUAUUUAAAAAAAAACAAUCAAAUUUGAGGCGACAAAAACUCGUAAACGAUUUAAAAUGAUCAAAUUAACCUGACCAAUGAAUUGGGCAUUGCCGCUGCUGCUGGGCCUUUGGGCAGCCCAUGGCUGGGCCCAAGAAAAAAUAGCACCAUGCCCAAAUCUGUGUCGCUGCAACCCUGCCAGGUCCAGCAACAAAACAUCAAGUCAAUCGCAGAGCGGGGUCAAACUUCGAUGCGGCGACACACACAAGGUCAACGUCAUUAACGAACUUGACCCGGCAUCCUUUCCUAAGAAUGUGGUCCAUCUUGAUCUCUCUGGCAACUUGCUGAUUGACAUUGGGAAGCCUGCAUUUGCAUUUCUACCUCAGCUCCAGAAAUUAGACCUAAAGGACAACUCAAUUAGGUUUCUGGCCCAGGAAGCUUUCUCUGGCCUGAGCAAUUUGAAACGAUUAGAUCUGUCUGGAAACAAAUUGCAAGAACUUUCUGGAUCUGUUUUCCAGGGAUUGGAAAAACUAGUAACAUUGAAACUCAACAACAACGAAUUAGACCGCAUCGCCGAGGGGGCCUUUGACGACCUGAUUAGUCUAAAGACUUUAGACUUGAGUUCUAAUCCCUUGGUUUGUGAUUGUCACAUGGACUGGCUAGUCAAUUGGAUACGCAAUGAAUCAGUAGAAGUGACUUCUGGCUCUGUGUGUGGCUAUCCGCUGGACCUGCAGGGUGAAGAACUAUCUAAAGUGUCAGGAUUAAUUUGCAGACAUCCAUCACAGGUGAGUCUGGAGAUUCUGCCAGACACAGAUCAGCUGGUGUUUCAAGGAGAUUCCCUUCACAUGGUAUGUCUGCUGGUCGGACCUCCCAGAGAAACGCGGGUUUUCUGGGCAAGGGACGGCCUAGCUGUGACUGAGGUGACGCCCCAGACCAGAUUUCAACCUAAGGAGGGCACAACAGUGAGCUCCCUCAUCAUUGAAAAUCUAGAAAUGCGCCACUCUGGGACUUGGCGCUGCUCUUCUGGCAACCUGAGCCAGUCGCUGGCCAUUACGGUUUUGACAACCAGCGCCAAACUCUGUUCCGCCGAGACGACCGAAGACUUGCGCGGCCGCUACAAUUGGCAGCAAACGUUGACAGGAACCAUCGCACAGGCGCCGUGCCCGAGUCUGCAGGACGCCAGGGCGUCUAGACCGUGCCUCAGUGGUGGCCUCUGGGGCUCUUGGGACUCAAUAUUGUGCCCGUACCUGAGUAACGUCACCAGGGGCUUGCAACAGUUCGCCCUGAUGAGCCCGGCAAACCAAAACGACGCCAAUAACACCCUCUCAGGGCUGCUCAAGUUCACAGGGAAUUUGAGUUUGUUGAGAUCGGCACAGGACUUGGUGUUCGUCGCUACGACCUUGGCCAACCAUCUGAGUAUGCUCGACCCGCACAACAUCGCACCGCUGAUUCUCCGCACGAUGGCACAAGCCACAAUGUUGCCCAAGGACCUUUUGCAGCAGGCACAAUUGCAGGACCAAAGCUGUACCAAAAUGCUUGGCGUGAUAGAAGCAGUUGCGGAACAAACUGCCCAAUCAUUAGACGUCUUGGCAGUUCAAUCGUUUAAAGUGUACAGGAGCAACUUCAACGGUCUUUGGUGCAUUUGGUUCCAACAAGGAAGUGGAACAAGACGCUUGAAGUGUGAUUUUAAGCCACUAGGAAUGGUAGAAGAGGAGGUGAUUGCUGUCAUUCAAAUUCCUUAUACGUUGUUUCGACAUGCGUCACUAAGGAGUGGAAAUCAAGCCCAACUGAUAGUCGUCGUGAUGGAGAGUCCUGCGCUUUUUCCUGAUAACAAUACCAUCACCUCUCCUGUUAUUGGGUGUAAAUUAGUUGGAGAAUCACUUCUGACGCCUUUGUCCUCUGAGUACGUGUGGGUUACGUUAAAAUCGCCAAUCGAUUCGAUGCCGGUGACCUGGGUGGACGGCCGCUGGAGCGAGGCGGGCUGCAAUGUGAGCCACCUGCUGGAGCCCCUGCUGCUCUUCCACUGCAACUCGCUGGGCUACUUUGCGACGCGGCAAGUGGCAGCAAUGGUGCAGUCGACGGAGCUGCCAGCUCUGCCAUCGCGGUUCUCAGACGCUUUUGCGUACGCCUCGUGCCUGGUGCUGGGCGUCUGCCUGGUGGUGGCCGUGAUCACCUACGUGGCCUCUCCGCUCUCCAUGCCGGCGGCCACCAAACACUCUCUGGUCAACACUUGGGUGGCGUUUUUACUGCUCUCGUUGACCUUCAGCUGCGGUAUCUACCUGACGGGCGACCCCCUGGUGUGCAACUCGAUCGGCCUGCUGAUACAUUAUUUCUCAAUGAGCUGCCUCCUCUGGAAGACAGUGACCGUGAGCGACCUGCACAAGCGGCUGACCGCGCACGAGAGCAUCCCCGACGAAGACGAAGAGGAGGAAGGCCCCGUUGCCGGCGGCAAGUCCCUCUUGGGCAUCUACAUGGUGGGCUGGGGCGUCUCAGCUAUGGUCUGCGGCGUCUCGGCAGCCGUGCACCGCUACACCACACCCGAAUACUGCUUCCUGCCGCCCCCCUCAACCGUAUUUGCCGCACUGGUGCCUGCUAUCAUCGUGCUGAUAGUUUAUGGCAUCUUUUGGUUGAUGGCCUACUGUGCCACCAUCCGCAGGGCUCAUGACCCCGUUCCCUCGUCGGCAUCAUCCUCCGCAUCCAUUGACCAAGAGCGGACACCAGAGUCGCAGCUUCUUGCCAACUUGGUCAUAUUACUUUUAUUUUUGGCCGCCUGGGCUACCGCAGCUGCUUCUGUGGCCACUGAGGAUUGGUUUUCACAGGUUCUCUCUGGCAGCCACUUUAUUAUUUGUGUUUCGAUGGGCACGACAAUUCUCCUCUACUUCUGCGCGGGUCGAAGCGACGUCACGGCUGAGUGGAAGGCUUUCACCGACCCCAGGCAGUGGAUUUCGCGAACUUCAGAAAAUUGUCACGGCCAAGCAGUUGCGGACAUGGAAAUGACUGCAGAUCAAAUCACAAUCACCGACCACACAACCGUGACUGUGAUAGAAAAGAGUGAAGUACAAACCGAAGAAGAGCCAGAAGACCAAGCUGGGCUUCUUCGAAAAAUCAAUAGUAUGCGAUCAGAGAUUCCACUGGCAACAUCAACGGUGGUGUCGGAGGACGCAUUCUACGACCCCAGGCAGCUGGGUGUGGCUCGCAAGUUCUUCCGCCGACAGAGAUUGCGUCAAAACUCAGACGCAGAAAGCUUGUUCAGCGGCAAUUCCAAGAUCAACAACACAAACAUACAUCAUCCAAAACUCAACAACAGAAUCAACCUUCAUCCGAAUAUGAUGAAUGUUGAGCUCUCGGUUCAUAAAAACGUUUUUGAGCCAGCGCGAGCGCAAUCUCCAAUGAGCAGCAUUUCAGAGGCGAGAAACUACAAGAGCCGGUACUUAUCCAGAGCGCACAGCGCGGACAACCUUGAGCAGGAAAAGCGCCGCAGACACCGGACGAGGAGGAAACGCAGGCGGAAAACCGAGGAGGUGGGAAACGAGUCUGACCAGAGCAAGCAAGAGACCUGCGUCUGAUUUCAAUCCAUAUUUAGUGAAGACUGCGUAUUUUAUAAUGAAUACUUAUUUUAUUCUCAUUUUGAAAGCCCACCACAAGAGCGUAAUUAUGUGCAUACUUAAGUGACAUUCAUUUUAAGGAUUUUAAAUAUAUCUGUAAUUUCAGAAUUUGAUAAGUCUGGCCAUUGUACCUCUGCCUUUAUAAACAUAGGAUAUUAUGUACAUGCAUUUUAAUUAGAAUUAAAUUCAGCGAUUUGAUUGAAUACAAACUAUUUUUAAC